This is a messenger RNA of Amphibalanus amphitrite, 640 nucleotides long. RefSeq names its product RNA 3'-terminal phosphate cyclase-like. The record is from RefSeq and is a predicted model, not a curated record. Gene Ontology annotation, cellular component: nucleus. NCBI's taxonomy places the organism in Eukaryota, Metazoa, Arthropoda, Thecostraca, Balanomorpha, Balanidae. The coding region runs from base 16 to 246 and encodes 76 amino acids. Gene Ontology annotation, biological process: RNA processing. The transcript has 2 exons. Gene Ontology annotation, molecular function: RNA-3'-phosphate cyclase activity.
CAGUGUGUGAUUCUGAUGGCUCUGUUCUGUCGGCAGUGUGUGAUUCUGAUGGCGCUGGCUGCCGGACGGUCUCGGAUCAGGACAGUGAAGCCCACGUUACACACGGAGACGGCCAUCCACAUAGCCGAGCGACUGACACAGGCCAAGUUUUCUGUCGAAAAGUGCGACUCUGAAUCGGGCGACAGUUACAUCAUCGAGUGCGAGGGCAUUGGUCACUGCCGGGACCGACAGGAUCCUGAGACGUAACGUCUGUGACACUGCUGAACAGAGGGAGGCCAUAGCCAGGGUGUGAGACUCAGCACCGAGGCAGGGGCAGGGCGUCCGGCGGCCCGUCUGAGUGACUUACCCAGCCAUCAGUGGUAGCUUUGAAGGCCGGCUGGCUGGGAGGAAGAUAUCGUACGCGGGCAGAUAACCUCGUCCUGUGACCAGAUGUCAGGCUGAGCUGAGCUCGCUAGCGAAAAUGCAUCCAGUCUUAUUUUCUUUGCCGUGUGAUCCUGUCUGUCUGUGAUAACAAGUCACAUAUUUGUGUUUGAUGUGCCGGAUUUGUGAUCAGUGUAAUGCUGUGUUUUGCUAUGUUUUGUGGCAAAUGCAUGUUAAAACCUGUUUUUGGUGAAUGAAUAUAUCAAUAUUCCCAUCCUCA